Suillus subaureus is the source of this 1180-nucleotide messenger RNA. RefSeq lists its product as uncharacterized. Lineage: Eukaryota; Fungi; Basidiomycota; Agaricomycetes; Boletales; Suillaceae. The coding region runs from base 297 to 971 and encodes 224 amino acids. The transcript has 6 exons. The record is from RefSeq and is a predicted model, not a curated record.
AUCGAAAGGCCAUCUAUGGGAGAAGACCGCAUACAAUUAUUACAAUAGCAUAUUCUCUGGAAAGACGGAGGCCCAGGUCUGCCAUUGUGAACUCAUCAGAAUUCUUGGAACCCGCAUCAGAUCUGACCAGUGACCUUUGGGGCAUGCGUCAAGCGUCGACUUCCACAAUAGGGAGUCACUUUCAAAUGAUCACUGAUUCUCUUGAUUCACGUUGCAGAUAAUCGAUAACGUCUUCCCUAUAGUACCACAGUUCACUGAUCAACUCGCCAUAGCUUGCCCACAGCCUUUCCGAGAACAUGACUGACACGAAUAACCCCUCUGCGAUUCCAAAUGCCAUGAUACAUGUGAUUGAUCCAGAGCGGGACAAUACUUUCCGUGCUCUAGCAGCUACCAGUGGAUACCUCAAAGCGCAGAGUCGGAACAAGAUUCUCGUGAAAUGUACGCAGUGUGAAACGGAAAUGGAGAAACCUCGCAAAUGCUCGAAGUGCAGGAGUGUUUUGUAUUGUUCACAAAGGAAAAACUGGCCCACCCACAAACGGAUAUGCCACGAAGUCGAACAUUCCUCGGGGGUACUCAAACUCGUUCGGAUGUUCAGUGUGAAUCCGUUGCUCAUGAUGUACCUCAAAGUUGCUAUCGUUCUCGACUGUAACCUGCUCAACAAUCCCCGGAUUGGAUUCGAGCUGCCGUUCGUGGCACAUGUUGAUAUUGCCUUAGAGCCAAGUGACAUUUUUGACUUCGUUGGAUUGUAUUUCGAUGACAAGGUUGUUCGGGAGAAACUCCAGGGGAUGGUGCAAGUCAACGCCAUGACUCCGUGGUACACGGGUAUGCAGGGCGCACGCCCCCUCACACCGCAGCGACUAAACCAAUGGCGCGAGGUCCGAGCAAGGCAUAAUGCAGAUGGUUACACCAAAGAUCCUAACAAUAACCUACAUGGUAAGUGUGGGGUGUCAUAUAUCCCCUGUCAUCCUUGAGAUGGCGAUGGAACGUGAGCCCUUCGUACGUGUCUGUCCACUCGCAGGCACUCGGUUCAAGCAACCCAUGAACGCUAUGACAUGUCUAGAGUAUAUCAAUAUACAUAUUCGGGCGGAUACGCAGAAUCAGCUGCGUUUACGGACCGAGAUGACAGAGCAAGACAAAGAAGUUAUUCAGGCAGCAGGUCGCGACGAGGACGAAGAUCCCG